Molecule: messenger RNA, 1574 nt
Organism: Psammomys obesus (fat sand rat)
Lineage: Eukaryota; Metazoa; Chordata; Mammalia; Rodentia; Muridae
Gene: Cdipt
Product: CDP-diacylglycerol--inositol 3-phosphatidyltransferase
Exons: 6
Coding region: 388-1029 (213 amino acids)
Biological process (GO): phosphatidylinositol biosynthetic process
Cellular component (GO): Golgi apparatus; membrane
Molecular function (GO): CDP-diacylglycerol-inositol 3-phosphatidyltransferase activity
Source: RefSeq, a predicted model, not a curated record
AAGGGGCCCUGGCAGGAAAAGGAAGCAGGCCGUCCUUAAAGGGGCAUCAGCCAAUAUUUAUUUAAUUCAUUUAUUUAUAUUUAAAAGCCGCUCUCUUCCCUCUCCGAUGUUGUUAACGUCCCCAACAGAAGAGUAGGCUCGGGGAAGCCGGGCGUAACCGGAGCAGCGGGGCUCGCUGCUGGAGACGGCAGCUCCUACCCAUCGGAAGGCCAGGUGUGCGUGAGCUGCGCCCAGGGGUGUCCCGCGCCCCGGUGCCCUGCGGGGUCGCGCGGGGGAACUGGGCCCAGGGCUCAGGUGGAGCGGCCGAUGCCCCGGGCUGAAAGGUGAGACUGGGACAAGCUCUUGCACCUCCAGAGCUGGGCCGGGCCGACCAGGGGAGCCGCCAAGAUGCCCGAGGAAAAUAUUUUCCUGUUCGUGCCUAACCUUAUCGGUUAUGCCCGGAUUGUCUUCGCCAUCAUUUCCUUCUACUUCAUGCCCUGCUGCCCCUUCACGGCCUCCUCCUUCUAUCUACUCAGCGGACUUCUAGAUGCUUUUGAUGGACACGCAGCGCGAGCCCUUAAUCAAGGAACCCGGUUUGGGGCCAUGCUCGACAUGCUGACGGACCGUUGCUCCACUAUGUGUCUCUUGGUCAACCUGGCCCUGCUGUACCCACGAGCUACCCUUCUCUUCCAGCUCAGCAUGAGCUUGGACGUGGCCAGUCACUGGCUGCAUCUGCACAGUUCUGUGGUGCGAGGCAGUGAGAGCCACAAGAUGAUUGACCUGUCUGGGAACCCUGUGCUUCGGAUCUACUACACCUCUAGGCCUGCUCUGUUCACCCUGUGUGCUGGAAAUGAACUCUUCUACUGCCUCCUGUACCUGUUCAAUUUCUCCGAGGGACCACUAGUUGGCUCUGUGGGGCUUUUCCGAAUGGGCCUCUGGAUCACAGCUCCCAUCGCCCUGCUCAAGUCCAUCAUUAGUGUCAUCCACCUCAUCACGGCUGCAAGAAACAUGGCUGCCCUGGAUGCGGCAGACCGUGCCAAGAAGAAAUGACCCUCUCCCGUCCCCAGCUGCCUACCUGCCUGCCCUUGGUAUCUGCCGUGCCACGUGGCUCCUCUCCUCCUCCUAAGGGUCCCAGUGUCAUGUCUUUCUCAUGUGUUCUCUAACCUGCUGGGGUUGGGGGGGGUCACCCUCUGUUUGGUGUUGUUACUAGCUCUUUAAUCCUGAGGACUGGACCCAACCUGUGACCCCAAGGACCUGGCACUGCAAAGCAGGAAGGGUGCUCGGGAGGCCCCGCCCAUCCAGCUGGUGCUCCAGGAGGCCUGUCUGAGAGUUGGAUGUUACCACACAUCCUGCUGGCUCAGCCCUGGGGUCUGGCCCGAUGAGAUUUUGGGGAGACAUGAGGGAGGGAGAUGUAUGGGUCCCAGGUUCCCUGGGAGGCAGAGGAGUCAGACUGAUAUUAUUGGGCCAAGGAACCCUGGGAUACCAGGCCAUGGAGAGAAGAGGCCAGGGGCCAGCUAGAUCCUUCCCUGAGGCAAACUCCUCUGUCCUUUCCUCUGGCUCUGGAAGCCUCCAUAAUAAAGGAGGGACCUUCACUA